Chelonoidis abingdonii (Abingdon island giant tortoise) is the source of this 3441-nucleotide messenger RNA. The record is from RefSeq and is a predicted model, not a curated record. Lineage: Eukaryota; Metazoa; Chordata; Testudines; Testudinidae.
AAACCCCUGUGACAACCCAGUUCCUGUUUCUCUGCCCCAGCGGGCCAAUGGCAGCACCCAGCUUUACAUGCUAGUAAACUAUGCCCAGCUAAACAGCACAAGCAAUGGGGCUUCUUCCAUCCACUGUCUGUCUCAGUGAUGCCAGAAUGUUGCUGCUUGCUGGGGCAGGCUGAUAAGGGUCACAUUCCAAGAUGCCAGUGCAGGCCACAGUGGACAGCUCUGGUCCCCUCAAGCCCAGCUGGCAGGCCACAUACCCACAACCCCUUCCCCCCAGAGCCCAGUCACAGCCCCCAGAGCCUAAAUUCCCUCUAAGCUGCAUGGCCACGCAGCUGCCUAUUAAGCCUCACACAGAGGCUCAAGGCUGUGAUGGGGAGAGAUGUCUCUCCCCCAGCGUGGACCUGCCCCGGACUUUCCGUGGCCAGGGGAGAGGUGGCCGUCUCCGCUAGGCCUAGAGUGACCAGACAGAGUGUGUGGUGGUGACUCUACCACUGAAGUUGCCUCAAUGGAUCCUGCUUCUGUCUCAUCCAGCAGCAGCUGCUCCAGUGCCUGGCUUCUUGUGCUGCUGGGGACGCUGGGGACAGCUCUGCUUGCGGCAGCUCACAGACUGGGGCUGAUCUACCAGCUCUGGCAUAAGGCAGAGCCGAAGAGUACCCGGCACGGUGGGGAGCUUGUUGCAGAGGUCUUGAAGGCCCAUGGGGUGCGUUAUUUGUUCACGCUGGUAGGAGGCCACAUCUCGCCCAUCCUGGUGGCCAGCGAGAAGUUGGGCAUCCGUGUGGUGGACACAAGACAUGAGGCCACAGCUGUGUUUGCUGCUGAUGCAGUCGCCAGGCUCUCAGGGACAGUUGGAGUCGCCGCGGUAACAGCAGGACCUGGGGUAACCAACACCGUGACGGCUGUAAAGAAUGCCCAGAUGGCUGAAUCCCCGGUGCUGCUGAUUGCAGGGGCAGCUGCAACACUGCAGAAGGGCCGGGGUGCUCUCCAGGACAUUGACCAGCUGGUCCUUUUCAAGCCACUCUGCAAGUUUUGUGCGUCAGUGAGGACUGUGCGGGACAUCGUCCCCACACUGCGAAGGGCCAUCGCAGCAGCACAGUCUGGCACCCCAGGCCCUGUGUUUGUGGAGUUCCCAAUCGAUGUGCUCUACCCAUACUACUUGGUGGAGAAGGAGCUGGGCGUCAAAGAGACCUCGCGGGGGCUGCUGGGUGGAGUCAUCAACUGGUACCUGGGCAACCACCUCAGGAACCUGUAUGCAGGGGCCUGGGAGACAAGGGACUUUUCCCCCCUUCCAGUGCAGGUGCCGCAGGCCACAGCGGAGCAGGUGCAACAGUGUGUGGAGCUGGUCAGCCGUGCCAAGAAGCCUGUUAUGCUCCUGGGCAGCCAGGUGACCCUGCCCCCGACGCCUGUGGAGAAGCUCAGGGAAGCCCUGGAGGCUCUCAGCAUCCCUUGCUUCCUGGGUGGGAUGGCCCGGGGCAUGCUGGGAAGGGACAGCCCACUACAUAUCCGCCAAAACCGCCGAGAGGUGCUGAAGGAGGCUGACCUGGUCAUUCUGGCAGGCACGGUGUGUGAUUUCCGUUUGUCCUAUGGCCGCGUGCUGAGCCAGCACAGCACAGUCAUUGCCAUCAACCGGGACCGUGCCCUGAUGCUGCGCAAUUCGGACAUCUUCUGGAAGCCCCGCAUGGCCAUCCAAGGAGAUGCUGGCUCCUUCCUCCUGAGCCUUUCCCAAGGCCUCAAGAGUUACUCACCACCUCAGGACUGGUCAACAAGUCUGAAGGAUGGCGACAAAAGGAAGGAGAAAGCAAACCGAGAGAAGUCAGAAGAGCCCACGGAGCAGCACCUGAACCCACUCAAGCUCCUACACCAUGUGGACAACCUGCUGCCCGAGAACAGCCUGCUGGUGUUAGACGGGGGCGACUUCGUGGGGAGCGCUGCCUACAUUGUGCGGCCCUGGGGGCCCCUGCACUGGCUGGACCCAGGAGCUUUUGGGACACUGGGUGUCGGAGGAGGAUUUGCUCUCGGCGCCAAACUCUGCCGGCCGGAUUCUGAGGUCUGGAUCCUCUACGGAGAUGGCUCCCUUGGCUACAGCAUCAUGGAGUUUGACACCUUCGUCCGUCACAAGACACCCAUCAUCGCGCUGGUGGGGAACGACGCCUGCUGGAGUCAGAUCUCCCGUGAGCAGGUCCCCUUGCUGGGCAGCAACGUGGCCUGCGGCCUGGCCUAUGUGGAUUACCACCUGGUGGCAGAAGGCUUGGGAGGGAAAGGUUUCCUACUCAGCCGCCAGGACGAAGCCUGCAUGGACAACAUCAUCCAGGCGGCACAGGAGGCCUGCAGGGAGGGACACCCCACCCUGAUCAACGCCCUGAUCGGCAAAACCAGCUUCCGGGAGGGAUCCAUCUCUGUGUAGGGCUGGAGCCAGGCCUGGCAGCGCUCCCUACCCAUGCCAGGGUGCAGCAGCCUGCCUUGGGCCCCCUACAGACACCUGCACAGUACUCCCUUCAGCGUUUAGUUGAUCAUCCUCCUCGUUCUGGCCCCAGAGACUGACACAGCCACCCCUACCAGGGACUGGGGUCCUAACCCAAGCUCCUCAAUGGGUAACCAGUGCCAGGCCACUGGCCAGUAGGGGUCAACCUGAAGAGAGCCCCAGGGCAACAGGGACAAGGAAGCUUCUCUCAGUUCAGCACUGGGCAGGUGCCUACUUCUGUGGCAGAUGGGUAUUGUGCUUUGGCAAGCUCCUGCCAGUAGUGAGAGCAGCUGCAGGGAUCUUGUUCUGGUGACAGGAGGGGGUCUUGCUUUCCAACUGGGCAACCUAGAGCUGGGCACUGCUGGAUUUCUGAGGGGUGGGGGUUGGGGGACUCGUUGCCCAGCUCUGCAAGCCAGGGCGGUAGGCUGGUGACUCUCUCUGGGGCAGGAGCCUGGCCUAGGCCUAAUGUUUGGACGAAGUGGAGCUGCUGAGCCCUGCUGAGAGCCUUGGUUGAGGGAAAUCUGGCAGGAUUCACUCCAGAUCCACCAGGGCUGUGAUUCCCCCAACACCCUACAAUGUGCUAUGAGGACAUCUCCCUGGCUGACCAGCCCAGGGACCCUGCUGCCCCAGAGCCCUGUCAUACAGAAAUGCAUUUCCUGAAUAGCUUUGGGCAAGGCCCGUCACCGCCAUGCUCUCCAGUCCCAUAGCCAGCACUGCCGCUUCCCUGUUGGGAUGCAGCCGCUGCCACACAUAGGAGCCUAGGGAGGGCCUGCAUAUUCAAAGGGCACAGGCAGGGCCAUGCGUGCUGCUGCUCCCAGCCCCAGGUGCCAAGCUCUCCAUUGCCAUAGUGUGAGGUGGCAUGGUCAUGCAGGAGGGGUGGUACGCGGUUCACGGGAUGUUAACAGAGCGAUUCCCUCUCUCUCUCCAAGCACAUGCACUCCACCCACAGGGUUUUCCCCAACAAUAAAGAGAAUGAUGGCCCCAGG